UACAUAAAUCGAGAUAACAACGCUGUCGGCGACAAUUCCUCCCAAUCAGCCUAUGGUAUCAUUUGCAAACAAGCCGCUGAGAUUACGAACCUGACAGGAAACGUCGCACCCACUGCUGUAAGCCAACCAAGUUUGUUUGACGCUCUGUGGAACCCUACACGGACUGUCCCUGCCUGGCUUCUGCUAGUUAUCUUCCCGCUCAUCAGUAUUCGAUCGCCAACGUUCUUCACAAAAUUCACGGCUUUAGGAACUGUUUCCAUUCUCUACAUCUUCAUUCUCACUUUUGCCAAAGCCGGUAUCUGGGGUAUAAAUGUAAAUUUCCUUGAACCUGCCAGCUUCAAUUUCGCACCUCUUUACAGUCCUCUGUUCCCUGCACUAACCGGAGUAUGCACGUUGGCGUUUUUUAUCCACAAUAGUAUUGAAUCAAUCAUGCGCUGCAACAAAAAUCAGAAGAACAAUGCUCGUGAUCUUCUCAUGGCCUUUCUACUGGUUGCACUCACCUAUGUGAUUAUUGGGGUGGUCUUUUACUUGGCCUUUCCUGAGCCAAAGGCCUGCAUCGCGGACAAUCUACUGAAUAAUUUACCCUCCUCCGACAUAUUUGGCUUUGUGGGCCGUCUGGCCCUGUUGUUCCAAAUUCUCACCGUCUACCCGCUGCUAAUGUACGUUCUGCGUGUCGAGAUUAUGCACGCAAUCUUCCAUGCGGUGUACCCAGGUGGCUCCUUCUCUGCACUCAUCUACAUCUUUGCACUGCCCUGUAUGGUGUACAUCCUCAGUUUGAUGCGUGUGCCCGCGGAGAAAGGUCAGUACGACAAGGAUGAAGCCGAAGCUACCUUCGACGCCAAUCCGCAAAAAAAGCCUCCCAAGCUGGGCUUGAAGCAUCUUACGCCGAAAAAGUGGGCCAUUAUUGCCUUUCACCUCUUCAUUUUCCUUCUCGGUUUAGCCAACUUUGUGGCCCAAUUUGUCCUCAGUUUCGCAAACUAG
Dibothriocephalus latus is the source of this 981-nucleotide messenger RNA. NCBI's taxonomy places the organism in Eukaryota, Metazoa, Platyhelminthes, Cestoda, Diphyllobothriidea, Diphyllobothriidae. The record is from the annotation of a GenBank genome assembly.